This is a messenger RNA of Budorcas taxicolor (takin), 346 nucleotides long. It is a transcript of the gene ZNF593OS, whose product is annotated as ZNF593 opposite strand. The transcript has 2 exons. NCBI's taxonomy places the organism in Eukaryota, Metazoa, Chordata, Mammalia, Artiodactyla, Bovidae. The record is from RefSeq and is a predicted model, not a curated record. The coding region runs from base 83 to 346 and encodes 87 amino acids.
UGGUGAGCAUCCUCUGAGGGCAAGGCUCUCUCACAUAUGAGAGUCAGGAACCCCUAUGCCCUGAUUUCCGCCUCUUGGUAUCAUGAACGAACGCCACUGGUACUCAUUCCGGCUUUCACCCCACAGGACAACUGGGAGACAAGUGGCACCCACCAUGCGAUUUCGACGCCUGACCCCUGGCUACUUCCGAGUGCUACAGAUGCAGAUAGCCGGGGAGCUGAAGGCAGAGCCCCGGAGUCCGCUGGCGGGGAUUGUGGCUGCAGUGCUGGCUGUCCUCGGGCUGGGCGGCUCCUGCUAUGCUGUCUGGAAGAUGGUGGGGCAGCGGCGGCCGCCACAGGCUCCAUGA